UGCAUGUUUAAUAAUUCAUAAUUUGAACGACGGCCCUUUAGUAGAUUUUUCAACGCAUGGGUUCGUUAUUGAUGAAAAGCAUCUACAUUUUACAUUAGUUUGUGAUCCACGAUGCAGGUGAACUACACCUAAGGAUAGUCUUGUUAAAUAAAGGAUUAGAAAAUUUACUGUGAAGGGUCCGAAUAAGCAUGGUUUAACGGAUAGUUUUGAGAGCCAUGUACCUACUUAUGUGGCUUUUUAUCGUGGGUAAAGUAAAAUCAUCUACACCUUCAAACGAUACAGUAGAGGAGAGUUAUGAAUUGAUUUCUGAAGAUUUAUUAAGAAUGCAGUCUAAUUCUGACGUUUCGUAUCACAGUUUAUGGAACACAUUUGGUUUUAACGGACACGACAACGACAAUAAUAGAAGGCGGGAAAUAAUUGACGACUGGAACGAAUUGAAACCUCUAACUAUUAAUAUGUAUUUCUGCAAAUCAGGCUAUCCGAACUGUGACGAAAAUCACAAUAUUCUAGCUAUUUCUAUAGAUGUGGUACAAACUUCACUUGGUGGAAAUAUUUCUAAAUGGGAUAGCAAAGCAUGCAAACUUGACUACAAAUCUUCAAUAACAACAAACCGUUGCAGUUUAGAAGAACACACUAUCGGAAUAAAUGGUCGAGAUAUUAAGAUUAGUAAAAAUAAUGGAGAGUUCAUCAUUGAAAAACAAAGUGGAAAAACCACUUUUGCUCAACAUCUUUUUGUUGUCGGUGUUUACAAUGAAACUGUUUGCCUUUGUGAUUGUGUUUACUUUGAUAAAAUGGAAGCAUUUAAGAACAAAACGCGGGAGAAAAAAUCUAUGGAGGAACUGAAAGAAGAAAUGGCACCUGAGUUAGCAGAAAUGAAAAAGAACUUGACUGUUGAUCCCAAAACAAUGUCAUCAUUUUUAAAUACAAAAGUCAGCAAAGGAGACGAGCGGAAGUCGUCGAAACAGAUUGGUGUGUUAGGAAUUGUUUUUCUGACAAUAGAAGUGUGCGCACUUGUAUUAGCAGACUUGAUAUCAUAUAGACAACAUUGGGCAAUGAUCCGUGAUAAUUGGAAUGGUUUUCGAGCGCGGUUUUUCUAACUGCUGAAAAAAUAUGACCAUCGAAUAAGUCAUGUUUUAUUGACAAAACAAUUGUAAAUAGCAUGUAUAUAUAUGUUUGUAUGUUAUGUUUAUGUUAUGUUUAUGUUAUUUUAUGUUUAUGUUGUGUUAUGUUUUUGUUAUGUUUUUGUUUAUGUUAUGUUUAUGUUGUUUGUUUAUAAGACAAAUGUAUUGUAAGUCUGGUGAUGAAACUUAAUGUUCACUUAUUUAGAUGUGCUGUAAAACACUCAAGAUUGUGAGAACAGAGUACUUCUGCAACUCUUAAUUUAGAAGCUGAUAUUUUAUACAAUUAUAGCCUUUAUAUGAGAUCGUUAGGCAGUUAUAUCGACAUAAGAGAAGCAUAUUGACUGAGGACGAAGUAAAAUGUUUUGUUUGAAGUGUAGAUAUAUAGUUCGUUUCUGAUCCCCAAAAAUGUGUUUAAAAUGAUAAACAACUGAUCAAAUGAGGGAUAUUUAAAGUUUAAAACAGAAUUCUGUUUAGAACAAAACCUUCUGAAAUUAAAGAAGGUCACAUUAAAGUGGGUAACAUAAAGUUUCCCAUCGAAACCAGGUGAGAAAUAUAGAGAGUAUUGAGAGAUAAUUUGUUCAAUUUUUGGAACAUGUUUUGGUAUUUUUUUUAUAUUACUAUAUUAUGUGUAUGUAAAUUAUUGUAGUAUAAGAUUUUGAGAAACUCAUACCUCCAUAUCAUACCAAAUAUCCCAAAAAAUGAGUUUGGUAUUGUAAAAUUUUAUAAUGGCAAAUUUGUGUAUAGGUAACAACUUUUAACCAAAAGGUAAAAAAGAGCUACUCAGAGUAAUAUUGUUUUUAGACAUAAUGUCUUUAUUUUUGAUAAUGUAGUAUUUCCCACUUUCUACCUAUAUUAUACAGUAAGUGGUGUAAAAUAUUCUACUGUUACCCAAUCUGCUGUGCCUGAGUUUUUCUUAAUAAAUUUUGAAAAAAUUG
Mytilus trossulus (common blue mussel) is the source of this 2056-nucleotide messenger RNA. RefSeq lists its product as uncharacterized. The record is from RefSeq and is a predicted model, not a curated record. The transcript is spliced from 6 exons. NCBI's taxonomy places the organism in Eukaryota, Metazoa, Mollusca, Bivalvia, Mytilida, Mytilidae. The coding region runs from base 216 to 1097 and encodes 293 amino acids.